GUCGCCGAUGAGCGGGAGCCGCCGCGCACGACAUGCUCGAUAGGCGACGGCGACAUGGGCCAAGGGGACGACACCGACCGCAUCGUGAUCAACGUGGGCGGCACGCGGCACCAGACCUACCGCAGCACCCUGCGCACCCUGCCCGGCACCCGGCUGGCCUGGCUGGCGGAUCCCGACGCCCACGGACACUUCGACUACGACCCGCAGGUGGCCGAGUUCUUCUUCGACCGUCACCCGGGGGUGUUCGCGCACAUCCUGAACUACUACCGCACCGGCAAGUUGCACUGCCCGGCGGACGUGUGCGGCCCGCUGUACGAGGAGGAGCUGGCCUUCUGGGGCAUCGACGAGACGGACGUGGAGCCCUGCUGCUGGAUGACCUACCGCCAGCACCGCGACGCCGAGGAGGCCCUGGACAGCUUCGGCGGAGGCCCCGUGGACCUGGGCGGCGACGACUCGGCGGACGGCGAGGACGAGCUGGAGCUGGGCGGGAGGCUGAGCGACUGCCCGGAGGGGAAGAGCGGCGGCGGCGGGGGCCCCUGGAGGAGGUGGCGGCCCCGCGUCUGGGCGCUGUUCGAGGACCCCUACUCGUCCCGAUCCGCGAGGUACGUGGCAUUUGCCUCCCUCUUCUUUAUUCUGGUUUCCAUCACCACCUUCUGCCUGGAGACUCAUGAACUAUUUAACCCCAUUGUGAACAAAACUGAAACGGAAAUCAUUGGGAACGAAACGCAUCAGCGCUUUUACUUGGCAUCAGAGACAGAAGCCUUCCUGACUUACAUUGAAGGAGUCUGCGUGGUCUGGUUUACAUUUGAGUUCCUGAUGAGGAUUACCUUCUGCCCGAACAAGGUGGAAUUUGUCAAAAACACUUUAAACAUCAUUGACUUUGUGGCCAUUCUUCCUUUCUAUCUGGAGGUUGGACUUAGUGGCCUGUCUUCCAAAGCUGCUAAGGAUGUCUUGGGCUUCUUACGAGUUGUCCGAUUUGUGCGAAUUCUUCGGAUUUUCAAGCUGACAAGGCACUUUGUUGGUCUAAGGGUUCUUGGGCAUACUCUUCGUGCCAGCACAAAUGAAUUCCUGCUGCUCAUCAUAUUUUUGGCAUUGGGAGUUUUAAUUUUUGCCACAAUGAUCUAUUAUGCUGAGAGAAUAGGUGCUAAUCCCAACGAUCCCAGUGCCAGUGAACAUACACAUUUCAAAAAUAUCCCUAUCGGCUUCUGGUGGGCUGUUGUCACCAUGACCACGCUCGGCUACGGCGACAUGUAUCCUCAGACGUGGUCUGGCAUGCUGGUGGGAGCCCUGUGCGCUCUUGCUGGGGUGCUGACUAUUGCUAUGCCAGUACCUGUCAUUGUGAACAAUUUCGGAAUGUAUUAUUCCUUAGCUAUGGCUAAGCAGAAGCUACCAAAGAAGAAAAAGAAGCAUAUCCCACGCCCUCCCCAACUGGGCUCCCCCAAUUAUUGUAAAUCUGUUGUAAAUUCUCCACAUCACAGCACUCAGAGCGACACUUGCCCGCUCGCACAAGAAGAAAUGUUAGACGUGAACCGAGCAGAUUCCAAACUGAAUGGAGAGGUGGCCAAAGCGGCGUUGGCAAAUGAAGACUGUCCCCACAUAGACCAGACAAUAACGCCCGAUGAGGGCCUGUCCUUUACGCAGUCUAGCACUCGGGAGAAAGGUCGACCCUACUUUCUCCUUUCACCCGAGGAAUUUCCAAGCCCGCCUGAUGGAGGAGUAAGAAAGGGCAUGUUUUUGCAAAGAGCAUCGUGUCACUGCUAA
Molecule: messenger RNA, 1761 nt
Organism: Bufo bufo (common toad)
Lineage: Eukaryota; Metazoa; Chordata; Amphibia; Anura; Bufonidae
Gene: KCNC1
Product: potassium voltage-gated channel subfamily C member 1
Exons: 4
Coding region: 55-1761 (568 amino acids)
Biological process (GO): potassium ion transmembrane transport; protein homooligomerization
Cellular component (GO): axon; neuronal cell body membrane; voltage-gated potassium channel complex
Molecular function (GO): delayed rectifier potassium channel activity; protein binding
Source: RefSeq, a predicted model, not a curated record